CGCGCUCAGUUGCAACAACGCGCUCAGUGAGGUCGGCAGCACAAAGCAGAGUCGCUCUCAGCCGCCGGGCGCCGUCACACACUCACACGCUCAGACAGCUAACGCACAUCAGCAACACACACUAACACACACCAACACACACCAACACGCAGCAACACACACCAACACACACCAACACGCAGCAACACGCAGCAACACAUACAAACACACACCAACACACCGGGACCUGGAGCAGAUUCAACAAGAGGCAGAACAGACGCCAGAGAAGAGGAGGUACGAGGAGUAAAACAAGGGGAGAUAACGAGCCACGGAUUCGUUCAGAGCGAAGACCUCUGUCAGGUUGCCCCACUGAGGCCCCCUGCUGACUGGUAACCAGUACAGCGCUGUCCCGGUCUGGGAGCUCCAUGACUGUGUCCACAUAACCUCCACCUGUGUGUGUGUGUGUGUGUGUGUGUGUGUGUGUGUGUGUGUGUGUGUGUGUGUGUGUGUGUGUGUGUGUGUGUGUGUGCGGCACCAUGCUGUGGACAGUGCUACUAGCUCUGCUGCUGCUCCUGCUGCUGCAGACUCAGCUGUCUGUGUGCUUGAGGGAAUUACGCAGCGGGGGUUCCUACUCCUCUUCGUCAUCCUCUUCAUCCUCCACCUCCUCCUACAAUGCCACCCAGCAGCGGCUGCCCGGAGCUAUAAUAAUUGGUGUGAGGAAAGGCGGCACCAGGGCCCUGCUGGAGAUGCUCAACCUGCACCCAGACGUGGAAGUCGCAAAGGCCGAGGUCCACUUCUUCAACGUGGAGGAGCACUACCGCCGAGGCCUGGCCUGGUACCGGGCCCAGAUGCCCCUCACGCGUCCCGCUCAGCUGACGCUGGAGAAGACCCCCGGCUACUUCGCCGCCCCGCAGGUUCCGGCGCGCGUCUGGGACAUGAACCCCGCCGUCCGCUUGUUGCUCAUCGUCCGGGACCCCGCCGAGAGGCUGGUGUCUGACUACACCCAGGUCCUCCACAACCGCCUCAGCCGCCACAAAGCCUACCGGCCGCUGGAGGAGCUGCUGCUCCGCGGCGGCCGCAUCGACCCCGGGUACAAGGCGCUGCAGAGGAGCCUGUACCACCAGCACCUGGCGCGCUGGCUGGAGGUCUUCCCCAGGGAGCAGAUCCACGUGGUGGACGGCGACGCGCUCAUCCGCGAUCCCUUCCCUGAGCUGAGGAAGGCCGAGCGCUUCCUGGACCUGCCGCCCAGGAUCAGCGCCAGCAACUUCUACUACAACACCACCAAGGGCUUCUACUGCCUCCUGUCUGCCGGGCACGACAAGUGCCUGGACGAGUCCAAGGGGAGGCCGCACGCGCCCCUGAGCAGCCAGGCCUUCAACACGCUCUGCCGCUACUUCCGGAGGCCCAACGAGCUGUUCUUUGAAAUGGUGGGGAGGUCGUUCUCCUGGUGCUGAUCCGGAGAUGAAAGGAAUCAAACUGUUGUCGGUGUGUGUUUGUAGGCAGAUACACGGAGGGAUCUCAUCCUGUUGCUGAUUCCUGCUCAGGUACAAACGUGGCCCAAUGAACUGGAACUCGUGGCCGAACCGAACCUUUACCGUGACCACGCUGGUGCCUCCGGUGGAAACCGCCACGACAGCAGUGCCGUACAGCCGCUGGAAUGAGCUGCCCGUCAGUGCUUGUGUGUGGGGUGUUAAAGUAGAAAUAGAAAGACGGCUGAAGUGAUUGCACUAUGAACUUUAACUGUGUAAAAAUCCACGAGGUUUGAUGUAGAAAACAGAAAACGUCCUUUCUUGGAAGCUUCUCAACAGCUGCAACAUGUUUGUGUUAGUAAAACUAUUUAAGUUGAGUUUGUUUGCUUCAUGCUUUUGUUCAUUUACUAGAAAUACUUUUAGAGGUCGAGUCAUGAUACAGAAUGGAUUUUUUAGCUCUUUUGAAAGAAACAGCACUAAAACUGUGUGUUGUUUUCAGUUCAAGGCUGAUCUCAUUUCUCUGUUUUUUAAGAUGUCCUUCUAAUAAAUGUUGGGUCCCACAACCUUCUGCUUCACGGUGAGGUUUAAAUGUGUAAGACAUCAAACAUGCAGCGUCUCUGGAAGCUCCUCUCUCUCAGUGGAUGGAGAUGUUCUCUGUCAAAGUGGGCCCGGGUCCGUUUCCCCAUUAUCGCCAGCGCCACGCUGCAGGUCACCUCAAGAGCUCAAUCAGAACUUCAUUCAUUUAAAGCCAGAACGUCAUGUCAGUGGACCGACUACAGCAGUCAACGUCAUGAAACUGUAGGAUUUAAGCACAACACAGGCUGGUUUGCUUCACAUAAUCCCAUUAAACUUGUUCAAAUGCAGAGAAAAAUUUCCCCAAGGGGAUCAAUUAAAUCUGUCUAAACUUGCUUCACUAUGCAACUCUGCACAGGUAACUCGCUCCCAAAUUAAAAAAACGUAAUAAACAAAAGUAAUGAAAUUUAAUUCAUUGAAAUGUUCCUUCCUCAAAACAAUAAGUUAUAAACUGUAUAAUAAAUCAAAACUCUUCUCUCUAAAUCUCACUACACAUUAAAAUAAUCAGGAUUUUCUGACAUGGUUAGAAUUUUAUUUAUGAAUCCUAAAAUAAUUCCCUCAGUCAAUGAUGAAAGAUUGUUUCCGAAACAGAUUCUAAUGGUCAGACUGGCCUUCAGAUGUGGACAGGCUGCGGUGGCCUGGAUAACAGGUGGAAUGCGUGGAUGGAUUAGUGAAGGAGCCUCUGACUGAGGGUCACAGUUCUAGGCCUGAGACUCUGGAUGAGGCAGCUUUUCAUGUUAAAGCUAUAAACAGACACCUGUAAAAUAGACAUCAAACAAUCAAAAACUCUCACUCUUGAAUGUGAUGUAAAUCUUUGCGUCAUUUGUCCUCGGCUGAAUUCUCACCAGAGGUGACACUUACCUUCAUCCCUGCUGCUGUUUGGCGCGGUGCAUUUCAGGACUCUCACCAGAUGAGAAUGAGAGGUGAAGGCUGACCUGUGGCUGCCAGCCUCCCACUGUCCUCAGGAGAAAAGCGUGAAGAUGAGAGAGAGACAGACAUAAGAAUAAACAAAUGAUCGGGCUCUUUGAAGAUGUGAAGCGAUGCGUCUUUCAUGUGCUCCCACAGAGGCUCUCGUUCUGGACAAAACCUCUGACAGUCCAAUGUCACAUUUCAUAAUAACAUUAACUUCCUAAGUUUGCUGCAGCUUCAUAACUUUGUCCUGACCUCAGAGUGGUUCUCACUAUCAGCUUAGGUUUAGAAGAUGAUCUGGUAAAGUGGUAAUCUGCAGGAUUAAAUCUUCUAUUUUGGUCUCAUUUUUGAUGCUAAUCAAAAACUCGUCCUUGUGCUUCUGCUCUGCAGAGAGAGAUUAAAAUGUUCACAGAUGAAUCCCAAUGACUUCAUGAUCCCCUGACUUAUUAGCGAUGUUGGUGGUUAAUAUUACAAUAAAUCCGUUGAAGCUAAUGUCAAUAAUUAGGCUUCUGAUUAAAUAGGUUUCUAUCAGCCUCGUCCUAAUAAUCAAAUGGUGCUCUGUCAAACACUCUAUAUAGUCUUUCAAAGUAAUCAGGCUCCCGAUGUAGGUUCUGUCUUUUAUCGAGACACAGUCUUUGUUUUUUGUGACUGUAAUGUACAUAUUAAGCCAGUGUGACUCAGGUCUGAGGCGCUUUUAUGUAAUAAAUAAGCCCAGCUUUGUUUCUGUAGCUCUAGCAAAGGUCAGCCGUGUCGCUGUCAUUGUCGGCGCUGAGCCGAGCCGCCGCGCACCCGAAACACUCCAUUUAUCAUCUGAAAGUCAUUAAGGCUCUGAGUCAGACUUCAGUAAACAAAAGUUACGAAGUGGCCGUGAACGUUUUUUUCUUGUCUCCGUCAGAGCUGCUUAUUCUUGUGAAGGAUCAUCUCUCAUUUCAGUAGCAGGAAAAACUAAGUGAAUGCUGAGAUAAUAGCACUUAGGUCUGUCUGCACACUGGAGAACAACCUUGUUAGCUUAUCUGGAGACGGGACCCUGGCUGUUGUGUGAGAGUUAUUACACUGAGAAAUAAGACCAGAAUAUUUCUUCUGUUCCAUUUCCAUAAAUAUUAAUAUUCAACAUUAUAGUGUAGCCAUGAAUGGUGUCAUACGGACCAGCAGAGGGCAUGUAAUGCCUCAAUAACUGGAGGUAAUGAAGCAAGAUGUUUGCUCAUGAGUCAUUUAUACAGUUUAAACCAUAUUACAGCCAGAAACUAUCAAUGCUCUCACUGUUCAAACUGUGGGGAACAACAACUGUAAUAAACACUUAGACGCUGAUGAUGAUAGAACAUCACAGACAACUUUCACUUAGCUUCACUUUUAGAUGGUCCAUAUUUAGCACUAAAUUUCUGUUUUCCCUUAAAUAUUAAAUUCUGAAUUGUUGUUUGUGCUCCAGAUUUUGUGUAAAAGCUGUAAUGUCACAACCAACAUGAAGUAUUUCAAGACUGAAGCUCAUUCUUUCCACAAACACUUGAAAGCAGCAACUGCCCUUCGGAAGAAAUCACUGUUAGUCACACAGAUGUAGCUGAUGAAUUUCAGCCUUGGAUCUGCAGCAUUCGAAAUAUUUAUAAAGUAUAUCACAUGAAUGUCACAACAAAACAGAGCUGUCCUUGCUCGUGUUAGUAAAAUGGCUACAGGACAUCAUGUUGAUGUGCUGUUUGUGAGAUGAGUGCAGCGUGAGAGCUGGGUGCAGCUUUACAUGGCUCCAUGCAGACUCUUUUCAUCUAUAGCGGAGGAAAGGCAAGAUGCUUUGUGCACUUGGAAAUCAGCAGCUGCCCACGCAACAGCACCCACUUACUCACAAUGGCACAGCUUGUCACAGCCGGUGUCAAACUCAGAAGGUCACCGUUAACUUUGUGAGUGUGAGUGUAAGACUCAUAGGAAAUGACAAAUUUUAGACGUCCUAACUUGUAAAUAGCGAAAAUAUUUACAGUUGGCUCUUUUGCUGGGUGUUGAUGAAGUCUGGGCUUUUGCUUUUGUACAGACGUCUGCAGCAUCAAUAAACUACAACAAAAAAAACAUA
Messenger RNA from Betta splendens (Siamese fighting fish), 4983 nucleotides. It is a transcript of the gene hs3st1l2, whose product is annotated as heparan sulfate (glucosamine) 3-O-sulfotransferase 1-like 2. Lineage: Eukaryota; Metazoa; Chordata; Actinopteri; Anabantiformes; Osphronemidae. The transcript is spliced from 3 exons. Gene Ontology annotation, molecular function: [heparan sulfate]-glucosamine 3-sulfotransferase activity. The record is from RefSeq and is a predicted model, not a curated record. The coding region runs from base 516 to 1433 and encodes 305 amino acids.